Messenger RNA from Nerophis ophidion (straightnose pipefish), 1533 nucleotides. RefSeq lists its product as uncharacterized. The transcript is spliced from 7 exons. Lineage: Eukaryota; Metazoa; Chordata; Actinopteri; Syngnathiformes; Syngnathidae. The record is from RefSeq and is a predicted model, not a curated record. Bases 1 to 798 code for a protein of 265 amino acids.
AUGUCGGAGACGACUGUGCCAGAUGUGGGCCAACCCAAAAUGUCGGCGUGUCAGGAAAUGGGAGCGAGCGCGCCGGAUGCAACAGGAAACAUCUGCCUCGGCGGGGACCAAUCAGGCGGGCGUCUCGUCUCUGGAUGCUCCGGACCGCCACGCGCUCGCCCGACUCCUGCACCACUUCAUUGCCAGGAGCGUGAGGAGGAUGUGAAGCUUCAGCUCGUCCGACACACUCCCGGGCUUUCAGACAAUCUGAGGACCAGCAGCGGCUACGCCAAACUUAGCCAAGCAAAGCAGCCUCUUCCCUCUGGAGAGAGACCAAACCAUUCAACGACGUCGAAAGUCGCUUACUUCAAGAGGAAAUAUGCGGAGGAGGAGGUUCUGCACGGACGCCUACGAGGAUAUUUUCAAAAACACCUGAUCCUGCAGGAGGACAGGGGCUGCAUCCUCAAGUUGUCCCUGGAGAAGCUGAGGUUCCUGGACGACCCCGAGGCCUACCUGCGGCGCUCCGUCCUCAUCAACAACCUGCUGAGGAAGAUCCACCAUGAGGAGGGGUAUGAUGACGUAGAGGAGGAAGAGGGGAUGGUGGGCGAGGGCGGGAUGUACUCCGACAGGAAGCGGUUGAAAGUGCUGGUCGGCGACUGCUGCUCGCCGUCCCUGAGCCUCGAGGAGCUGCAGCGUUACCGUCUGGUGCCGUGCUGUCCGUCGGCAGGCUGCCUCUGCGGGCUGGACUCCGGCCCGGGCCUGGAACCGCUGGAAGCGGAUCACCGGCUGCUGCUGUACAACUUGGACGACCACGGCUGACGAAGGCCCUGAUGGCGUCCGAACGCUGAGAAACCGACCGUGAAUGAACCACUAGAAGCUUCUCGAAGCUAAGGGACAGCCAUUGUUCCUCUGCCUCAGGACCAAAGGCCAAACUGUCCCAGCACCAUUUAUGGACUUCUUCUCUUGCUGUGAAGUGAGCUCCUUCAGGGACCUUUGGAUGCUCCUGUGAAGAUUUCUUUCUUAUCGUUCGUGUUUCUUUCUGUGACAUCGUGCAAAGUCCAUCUUGCCCGUGGGUAAAGUGACGCUCCCCUGUGGCCGCUCGCUUGUCUCCCCAGGCUCUCUGCUGCUCUCUGCUGGAGAAAGCCGGACAUUGCAGCCAAGGAUGUUUUUGUUUGUUGGAUAAACAGAGUUAAAGCAGAGUCCCUUUAAAUUUGUACAUUUUUAUAGUUUCCUACGGCUUGGAGAGUUUUUACGGCUGGUUCAAUCAAUCAAUGUGCUCUGUAAAGUCUGCUUCGUGUCAACAACUUGUUCAUCCUUGCUGAAGCGUUCUGUUGUUCUGUCAGUUCAUGGUCUUUAACAGUGUUUAUUCCUAUGACUCCUGUGAAAAUACAACAAAAUAUCAAAGAGAAAUUGAAUAUUUUAUCUCAAAUAUAUAUAUUUUGAUGAAAUAAUUGUUGCACUGAUGAUAUUUGACCAAUCAGUCCUUUAUGAUUGUUACAAUGUACGAAUGGAUGCUCAGUGUGUGUCUGUCAUCCAAUGCCUUUCUGUGUGCCG